GAACCAAUGACAAUUUCCCAAUGGUUUUGUUUUGUUUGAAAGGUAAUUUUGUAUUGUUUAUUUUGUGAAUUUUACUAAUCUAAACAACUGAUUGUCAAUUAUUUCUUAUAAAUUUAAUUUUAUUCAUUGAUUGCUUAAAGCAACUUAAUGGUGUGAUUAUCAGAUUUUUUUACUGCUCUUCCGUUCGCAAUCAAGUUCUUGAAACAGGAAAUUUCACAAUGGGUUCUAGAAACUCAAACUAUUGGAUGAGCUUUUUUUUAGAUGCCAAUCUUCCUCAAUCUGUAGCUACCAGAUAUGCUGUAACUUUCACUGAUCAUCGCAUUCAAGAAAACAUGCUUGGAGAUUUGACUAAAGAUAUGCUCUAUGACAUGGGAAUUAAGACAAUGGGUGACGUUAUUGCCAUCUUAAAGCAUGCUAAAGAAGUUAACGAAGAGAAAAUUCAACUUCAAUUGUUGGGCAAAUCUAACUUGGCCGUGAGCACGAGUAAACCCAAAAUGCAGGUAGCCUCGAUUAGCAAGGAGCCAAUCUCAGGUCCAAGUGUUUCUUCAUCCACAUCUGGUUCAACCAUUAAAAUAGCUAAACGAACUGCUGUUGACGAUGAUUCUAUAGGACCAAUGAAAGUCAGAAGAGUAAUUAAUUCAGUGGCAAAUAGUAGCAGAACAACAAAUACAAAUACAAGAACAUCAUCGAAUAAUCCGAUUGAAACCAAAGUUACUUUUAACUCUAUCAAAACUGGAUCAAGCACUUCAAUGAGAUUAGGUAAUACACAUCAAGACUCAGUAACAAGGAAAGUUUCAGUUUUUAAUAGGUUAGGUGAUAACGAGCCUACAUUAAAUAAAUUAAAAGUCUCUGUACGAGAACCAAAAGUAACAAGGACCAUUACAGGUUUAAAAGAAAAAACUCCUGCAGUGGCUAAAUAUUCUCAACCUACCAGUGUCAAAGAUCGUCUAGGAGUUAAUCUUGUGUCCAGAGGAAGUAAUUCUAAUCGUAAAAUCACCAAUUUAAGCAUAAAACCUAAACAAUCAUCACCUCAGCAAUCAAGAACAAAAAUUUCUCUCAAGAAAAGUAUCUUUGAUAGACUGGGUACCAAAUCUUUUUGACAUUGCAUUUUUUGGGUAAAAGAUAAAACCAUGACCAUCUUCAUCUGAUUUCACUUUGAUGUAAUAUUCUUUCACGUAUUAGAAUUAAUAAAUCCUUUUGCCAAAAAUAA
This is a messenger RNA of Tetranychus urticae (two-spotted spider mite), 1210 nucleotides long. RefSeq lists its product as uncharacterized. NCBI's taxonomy places the organism in Eukaryota, Metazoa, Arthropoda, Arachnida, Trombidiformes, Tetranychidae. Gene Ontology annotation, cellular component: nucleus. The record is from RefSeq and is a predicted model, not a curated record.